Molecule: messenger RNA, 923 nt
Organism: Suillus fuscotomentosus
Lineage: Eukaryota; Fungi; Basidiomycota; Agaricomycetes; Boletales; Suillaceae
Exons: 8
Coding region: 55-921 (288 amino acids)
Biological process (GO): developmental process
Source: RefSeq, a predicted model, not a curated record
AAUCGCUGUUGCUCUCAGUUUCAUUAAGCGCCGUACAGUACCAAGCUUUCAUCCAUGAUGGACGCUCAGUCAAAUAACCAUCCGUACACGAUUGUGCGUAUCAAGCGCAAACGCACGGAUGAACCGCUCGACGCACUUGUCGUCGAGUCCCGGGUUCGCAAAAAGAAGUCAAAAGGUGGUCGCGAUGUUUUUCAGUUUGUUCAAACCGUUGAGAAGACCGUCUGGGAGGAUAAGCAACUGCAGGAGACGCUACAGAACCAAAUAUCAAGAUUGUCGCAAAGCCACGAUGAACAUAACAUCCAGCCCUCUGCACCUGCGGAUGUCACGAACCUGUCUGGGGCCCAACGCCAUCGGCAAUCAGCUGAUGAAGGAAGACGCUACACAAUCGUUCCUACACGCGAAUCUACUGAAAAUACCAAGUUUGCUACCAGUCCUCCAAAGGUCAUACCUGCGAAAGAUGUUCAAUCGCAAAGUGACUUCAGGAUGUACGAUGCCGUUCCAGCUGAUACGAAGCCUAUCUUUGACUCCGACAUGGAAAAUUUCUUACCCAUGCUACAAAAUUACUUGCGCAUGAAUGAUGAGCCCUCGCAAGUUCUCUCAGCUGCUCCCCCAGUGGAGGACUAUGUUUGGGACGUGUUCUACAGGCGCCCUUGCACUCUCAGUGAAUGGAAUUCAGUUGCUAAUAUCGGAACGCUUGAAGGCCUUCCUCCCUCACUAGAUGAUCCUUACUCUAGUGACUCGGAUUCCGAGGAGGAAGAUAAUGCUGACGAAGACUCAAAUGCCGAGGAAUAUUACAAGAAUGACUAUCCAGAUGAGGAUGAUUCGGAUGACAGUGAGGGAAGUGAUAUUUUUCAUGAAAGCUCUGAAGCGGAAGACGAUCUUCAGUACGACAAUAGAGACGAAGACAACUAUUGGAGGUAAGG